Messenger RNA from Toxorhynchites rutilus septentrionalis, 572 nucleotides. RefSeq names its product ubiquitin-like protein 4A. The record is from RefSeq and is a predicted model, not a curated record. Gene Ontology annotation, molecular function: protein binding. The coding region runs from base 132 to 533 and encodes 133 amino acids. The transcript has 2 exons. Gene Ontology annotation, biological process: post-translational protein targeting to endoplasmic reticulum membrane. Lineage: Eukaryota; Metazoa; Arthropoda; Insecta; Diptera; Culicidae.
UAGUACAAACGUCAAAACGAUUCCUUCAGAUAGUAGGAUUUGUUGUGUUCAGAUUUUGAUAUCAUAUUGUAAUUUGUCUUCGACAUUUUUUUGCAAUCCACUCAAAUUGUUUCGCAAAAUUAUUCUUCAGUAUGAAGCUCACGAUUAAAAUACUCAAAGGAGACGAAUAUAACGUUGAGACCUCGGAAGAAUCAACCAUCCUGGACAUCAAACAAGACCUGGAGCGUAAAAGCAUGAUACCGGUGGAACACCAAAAGCUACUGCUAGUGGGUAAAACGUUGUCGGACGAGAAAACUGUCGCCUCCUAUGGAACCAUCAAGGACGGAACCAAGCUAACGUUGGUCGUCAAAAAGCCAGAUCCCCUGCGGGAAGUUAUCCUGCGGCAGUUCAAGAAAUAUCUUCAGGAAGAGCAAUCGCAGCGAUUAACGAACGAAUUCAUGAAGGAUUUCGAUAGCAAAAUACAGCAACUUAGUUUAGAUGAUUUGGAGAAAAUAGCAAGCGAUAUAUUGGCGAAAAAGGGCCAGAAUGUGUGAUCGGGGUUAGAUAUGACAAAAUAAAUUAUUACUAGGGAA